Molecule: messenger RNA, 1065 nt
Organism: Polistes dominula (European paper wasp)
Lineage: Eukaryota; Metazoa; Arthropoda; Insecta; Hymenoptera; Vespidae
Source: RefSeq, a predicted model, not a curated record
CGAUAUUAUUUUCGAAAUAACUUUGUUUAUUAUUUUGUGUUUGUUGAUUUUUCUUCGACAAUGUACGAUCGAUGUCUGAAUUUUUAAUGCAAUUCUUAUAUCAAACAUGCCAGGCGUCAAAAUUUAUAAGUUGUCACGUAAACAUCGAAAAAUGUGAAAUUAAUCGCAUAUUAUUCUGUUCGUCAAAAUGUUAAUUAAAAAAAAAGGGGUAAACUUCUUUACAAUUUUGGAUAUAAAUCUUGUGUUUUAAUUGUUCAUUGAACACGUUAAGUAACCUCGGCAAAUAACCUCUUACUCUCAGUAAGACGCGAUUAAAAUUGGAAACUCACGCUGGCUAAUUAAUUCGCAUCAAGUAGAAAAAAAAGAACAUAAAAAAAGGGAAAACUCUUGAAGAAUCGUAAAUUGCGAUGGUUCGACGAUCGAACGAUGGAUCUUAAUGUACCGCGAACUAGCGCGACCAAAAAAAAAUCCAACGCGUUAUCAGCGAAUAAAAAUUCAAUUCCGAUAGCGUCGUCUUCGAUUAAAUCCAAAGAAUUGAAAUCCAAGAAUAAUGAUCGAACAGUCGAAUUACCGCGUAGAUCGUUUGGUAAUCAAUUGCGAUCUAAUAAGUCAACGACAAAAUUUCGUGAUAAAAUGUACGAAAAAAAGCGUAUUCCGACGGCCAUCGAGAAGUCAUCGCAAAAAGGUUUUCAAAUUGAUAAUUCAAGGAUCAAAAAAAAUUUCAUUCCUAGCAUUGUAAAGACUUUCAAUCGAAAUAUCAAAGUUGACGAAUCGAUGGGAAUAGGAAAAAAACGGAUGCCGAAGGAACUUGAUAGAUCGGACAAGCUCGGACAGGAAUCAAGUUCCAAGUCGAUGAGACAAUUAUUUAGUAUCGCUGAUUCUUGGAGUAGUGAUUCCUUAGUUAGUCAUUCGGAUAGUUGCACCUGUUGUCACAAAAAGGAAUUAUGUCCUAUUCACGGAAAGAAUAGUUUCGCAAAUAAUAAAAGAUAAUCGAUCUUAUGAUCAUCAAAGGUUCAAUAAUUUACAUAAAACUCAUAAACUACAUAAAAAAAAAAUAAAUUACAA